Owenia fusiformis is the source of this 2422-nucleotide messenger RNA. The record is from the annotation of a GenBank genome assembly. Lineage: Eukaryota; Metazoa; Annelida; Polychaeta; Sabellida; Oweniidae.
CAAAGUCAGUUCCAAAACCUGAUUCUGUAUUAAAAUGAAGCCAGAAUAAUAUUAAAUAGGAAAAGAUCAAUAUAUCUAACACCAUCCUCAUCGUGACGUAUGAAAAUAUUGGCGCAUGCGCAUAAUGUACUAGCCUUGAUUCUGAGGUGAAUUCGGUGAGAUACACUAGCGUUCCGUAUCGGGACUGUGACAGGGGAAUUCUGGACGUAUAUCUAGUAAUAUAUAUUUACGGAUUAUGACAUGUACACGCUCAGGAUUGGUAUAAUGUUAAGCGUCCUGACGAUCACAACUGUGAGGGGCGACAACAUGAAUGGAACCGAAGACGUUAACUUAAUGUCCAAUAAAAACAACUCUACCAAUGUAUCAGCCAUAAUUGAAAAUCUCCUACAGGGAUACGAUAUACGACUUAGGCCAUAUUUUGGAGGUGAAGCUUUACAUAUAGACAUAGACCUCACAGUGGCAAGUUUUGAUAGUAUAUCAGAAGUUAAUAUGGACUACACAAUCACAAUGUACCUCAAUCAGUAUUGGAGGGAUGAACGCCUCCAGUUCUCAGACAAAUCAGAUACAGACUACAUGACCCUAACAGGGGAUUUUGCUGAAAAAAUAUGGGUGCCAGAUACAUUCUUUGCAAAUGAUAAACAUUCUUUUUUACAUGACGUCACAGAGAAAAAUAAAAUGGUGCGGCUUUAUGGUAACGGAAGCAUAGCAUAUGGAAUGAGGUUUACCACUACCUUAGCUUGUAUGAUGGAUCUUCACAAUUAUCCAUUAGAUAUGCAGAACUGCACAGUUGAAAUUGAGAGCUAUGCUUAUCCUAUGCAAGAUAUCGAGAUGCACUGGAGGGGAAAUACAGAUGCAGUGAAGGGCAUCGACAAGGUAGAGCUGGCUCAGUUUGAUAUUGUCCAAUGGUAUCCUGGGGAAAGAAUUGAAAGACUAGUAACAGGUGCGUACCAGAGGUUGUCGCUCAGUUUUUUACUGCAGAGGAAUAUAGGGUAUUUUGUGUUUCAAACGUACCUGCCAUCAAUACUUAUUGUGAUGUUGUCCUGGGUUUCAUUCUGGAUAAAUCACGAGGCAACGUCCGCUAGAGUUGCUUUAGGUAUCACGACGGUAUUGACAAUGACAACCAUCAGUACCGGAGUUAGGUCUACUUUACCAAGAAUCUCAUAUGUGAAAGCUAUAGACAUAUACCUAGUACUCUGCUUCGUGUUUGUAUUUGCGGCACUGCUGGAGUACGCCGCCGUGAACUACACAUACUGGGGUGCCAAAGCGAAGAAGAAACGGAAAAGAAAAAUGGAGGAAGAGGCGGCUGACCGCGCUCGACAAGAGCAAGAGGAGGGAUAUGGCGAUAAUAUAGAACUACAGGAAGUGCGACUCUCGCCAAUACUUAGUUUACGCAACAAACAAAACUUUAAUUAUGACUGCAAUGAUGGGAAUGUAAGAAUAUCGCCAUCUACAUAUCGUAUCCCAACAACAGUUCCUCGAGCCUCUUAUCCAGUAAGAGGCCAUCCGAACUUAGUGCGGAGAAAAAACCCCUAUGGCUUCCAAAAGAGAAAAAAGGUGAUCACAAAUAUAAAGAAUAAAGCAAAGCAACUCAAAGAAAAAAUACCAACAAUUGACGAUGUCAAUCAAAUAGACAAAUAUUCAAGACUCUUAUUUCCUUCGCUAUUUAUAGGAUUUAAUGUUUGCUAUUGGACAUAUUAUCUAAUGCAGAAGACCACCUGAGACGUGAUUUCAAAUGUUUCAUAUUUAACUGCAUCUAAAAAUUGUCAUGAUGGUCAUAUAUUGUACUCUGGAGGUUUUACAAUAAUUUAAAGAGGGCAGUUUUUAUAUCAUGUAAAUAAUUGUAAAUGUACAUGGCUAACAACCAAUUUAUUGAAUAAAACUGUAAAUGGUAAGAGUAAUUGAUGGUAUCACUCCACCAUUGAUUUGCUGAUUUACUACUUGCCGCUAUUAACCUAAAUAUAACCAAAUAAACUCAAACCGUUUUCACCAAACUUGGUCCAACCAUCACAAGGUAGAUUUCCCUCUACACUCUGUCAUGGUUACCAUGAAAUAUUUUUGCAAUGAAAUAUCAAUUUCUAUGAGAUAACCGAGGGUAACUAUGUCUUUAAAUGUAUUAGAAGGGCUUGGAUUGAAAGGUCUUGGCACGACUUUUGAUGGGGUAAUACCAGAUGAAAUAGCCGUUGUAUGGCCAUCAUGACAAGCUCAAUGGGGUAUAUAUUUUCUUCUAGUUUCUUGCUACAUAAUAUAGACCAUUUACCAAUGGUAACCUUGCUCCAUGUGAGAUAUGGGAAGAAAAUAUAUAAUACUAUUGUUACCACUUUUGUAUACCAUGCAUUUUCGAAUUAGAUUAAUUUUGUAAGAAAGAAGAUAGUGUUGCAAACUCAUGUUAAUGAUCAUAAAAGUGUCAAACUACUUAUGCACA